Symbiodinium sp. CCMP2592 is the source of this 5136-nucleotide messenger RNA. Lineage: Eukaryota; Dinophyceae; Suessiales; Symbiodiniaceae. The record is from the annotation of a GenBank genome assembly.
AUGUGGGAUAGCAGCAUGCCACUCGGUCGCACGAAGAACGAACAGACUCCAGAAGAACGGCCACAUGCGCAGCCGUUUCGGCAAAAGACGGAUGCGAACCUGCAUCAAACGCAGGAGCAUAACAAGCGGAAGCACCGCGAGCAUGGCUCGCCAGGAGACCCACACACGCACAAUGCCGCGAAGAACGCCGUGGGCAGAUGUCGAGGCACAAGUCGUCCACACGAACACCAACAGCACGGCUACGAUUACACCUGCACACUCGAAGAAGAAGUGCAGCAGUUCGUCCAAGCAGUCAUGCACCAAGAGCUCCAACCCGAACAGCUGAAGUGGUGGCAAGACACCCUCAAAGAACGCUGUCGCUACCACCGCUUCCCGUGUCGAGCCUGGUUCGAGCUCGUGUACCAGUGGCAACCUCCAAUAAUGUCAACCACCCCAGACACCAACGACGGUGCACAGGGGAACAGCCGCACGGCCUCGGAUCCUCCACACGAUGCCCACGAGGCUGCAGACACGCAAAAUCAAAGCAGCGAAAAAGGCGUGCAUGCUGCAGCGUACACUGCAAACCCAUCCAAGCAACAGGAAGUACAACAAGUGAACACCCCACCUGCACCACACUCUGCUCGCCAUGUCCCCGCAGCUUCCAUGGAUCCACACGUCCGAUGCCACAGCCAGGCAGAAACCUUCACGAAAGACCAGCAAGCAGACCUCAAUGACGAGGAAAACAAGAUCACCCUGUACAGCGAAGGCCUCGAUCACCUGCUGCCGCUGAGCUUGACCAGAAGCCCUGAACUACCGACAGACUUUCCACCGCGCGACCACAAGCCUCUGCCCGCCAGUCUACCAGAACAUUUUGUCAACGACAGACUGCAGCACGUCAACCUUCACGAUCAAGACAAGCACCUGCUCUUCGACCACGCGACACACACCUACUUCUGGAAAGACACCCGAGUGAGGGAAUCGGUGACCCAACUGAUCCACAGGUACGCCGCAGAGUUCGACCCAGAGGAAACGCUCAAACGCAUGUCCGAAGGAGAUCACUGGCCUCGGCCCGGGUACCUCAAAAAAAACAUCGAGCCAGACAUCAUGGAAGCAAUCAACCGACUGCCCAGGGGCCCCCACAUCCUGGCCAUGUUUCAGGAAAACCACCGCAACGAAGAAGAGCUGUGCCAACAGAUACGGACGGCAGCGCAGCAAGCAAGCCCGCAGGAGGUCACCACACUGCGUAGCUUCGCGAUGUCGAGCAGCGAGAUAAAACAGAAGUGGGAAGCCGCCCGUGACAACGCGGCCCGAGAAGGAACCUGGAUGCACGCUCAAUUCGAGUGCCUGCUGAACGGAGGGUCCGUGCGAGAAAUGACCUCAGAGAUCGCCCUGCUCUUCCGCUUCCUAGGGAAACUGCACGAAGGCACGGCCUACAGAACCGAAUGGAAAGUCUACGCCGAGGACAUCGACGUAGCCGGUAGCAUCGACUUCGUCAUCCAGCAAGCCAGCGGCAGCCUAGUGCUCGUGGACUGGAAGCGAAGCAGCAGAAUAUCAAGCCGCGGAGAGCAUUUCAACCGCUUCAUGAAACCGCCCCUGGCACACCUGGGAGACAGCACCCUCUGCCACUACCACCUACAGCUCAACGUCUAUCGAUGGAUUCUCCAACACCAUUACCACAAAGUCAUCGCAGAAAUGUACAUCGUGGGGACGCAUCCCGACAACGGCCACGAACCUUGGAUACAGCAGGUCGGAGUCAUGGACAACGAAACCACGAAGCUCAUCGACGAAGCAGUCAAGGCACGGGACAAGCAAGACCACGUGAGCGAACAGCUGCUGGAGAUUGUCCUCGAGGAGCCAAAAGCAGCAAGCACCAUAAAACGAGAACUACAAGUCCAACUGGGCUUGCCACGCUUUCGGCAAAGACUACUCGGAGAACAUGGCCCCCUCCACGACGCGGACACAGUCAAGGCUCCGACAGACUUACAGCUAGUGAAACUCGACUACGGCCCGCCCAACCAGCACGACACAACACGACUCAUCGCAGCCGCGCGCAGCCAGACCCCGACCAAACUGGAGGAACUCCUCAGCCACCCACUCAAUCCGAACUGUGUCCAAGCAACGCUGUUCUCCACCACCACGCCCCUCGAAGCAGCAACGAGAGGCAGAAAACUAGAGAACGUAAAGCUCCUGCUGGAAGCCAAAAUCAAUGCCAACACCGACGAAGACCACGGCCUGCUGCUGCGAGCAGCACAACGACAGGACCAGACAGCGGUCCAGCUCUUGAUCGCGGCCCGGUGUCACUUGGAAACACGCAACCACACCGGCACUACGGCCCUCGCCGCCGCAGCACGCAAGAGCAACGUCCAAAUCGUGCACAUGCUUCUGCAAGCCAGAGCCGAUAUCGAGGCCCCGAACAACAAUCGACGCAGACCACUCGCGCUCGCUGCGUGGGCAAACCAGCCCAUCAUCGUGCUAACGCUACUAGCAGCACGCUGCAACCCGCUGGCCGCAGAACCACGUCACCCAGAUGGGAUCCCUGCAUCAGCGGCCAAAAACAUCUUCCUCAGCGCAUGCGUGCAAGCAGGCAAACAGGCCAUGCGUGAAGCGUUUCUCGCCGGACCGAAGCCGUGUGUCGACCAGCCGCACGAAGAGCUCCAGCCGAUCAUGCUGCACGUCCGCGGCUGCAGCGGUCAAGUGAUCUGCACCAUCGAUCCCUCAGCCCGCAGCCACAAAGACGGGAUCGUCCUUGACGACCUGGCGCUCACCGUAGGCAUGCGCCUAGACGUGCCCGCCAACCGCAUCAGCAUUCACUUCGCUGAAGGACAAGCUGAACUAAAUCCGAAAAUGACCUGGGCCGACUGCGAACACCUCACUGCCCAACACAGCAGCUACGAACUACUGGCAGUCGUCCGACAUUUUCGAGACGGAGGAGCACCCGAACUAUCCCUUGCCAUUCAGAUGGAGAAUCACCGACAAGUCUGCAGCCUGCUAGAAGACCUAGUGGACCCCAACAUCGCAAUCAGCCACGACAGCAACUACGCACCAUGCAGCCCUUUGUGCAUCGCCGCCUACACCAAUUUUGACAACCCCUACAUCGCCCAGGCACUCACCGCGGCCCACGCCAAUGUAGACGGGAAGCACUUCGCCAUGAGUCCUCUGACGGCAGCCUGCGAAAGUUACAACCUGCAAAUGAUCAACUUCCUCGUUGAAGCCCGCGCAGACACAAACCGACCAACGUCGUCCACGGACACGCCUCUGCUUAUUGCGGUGUCCAUGGAUUCCGCACCGCUGGUGCACCUCCUCCUGCGCCACCGUGCCAACAUCAACCAACAAGAUCAUUGGCAACGCGGUCCCAUAGAACGGGCCUUCCAGCACAGGGCACCCCGAGCAGCAGCAUGCCUUCUGCGGGCGAAAGCGCAAGUGCAGCCGCACACAGAUGCCAACGGCUUACUCCACCGCGCCGCAAGCAAAGGCAGCUUAACCUGGAUCAAAAUACUCCUCGCAGCCGGGGCAAACCCGCAAAGCAGAGAUGAGCACGGCCGCCUUCCCAUCAAUGUCCUCCGACGCCUGCCAACCUUUCAACAGCGCCAGCAAAUCAAACGCAGCCUUUGCUCAGCCAGUCCCACAGUAUGGACAGACGAGCAAGCCAGAAACACGCAAGCAGCAAGUGACACGCCAGUGUACAGCAAAGCCAGAACACGCGGCAGCACCAAAGUGCCAGCCACCAAUGGAAAGCGGACAUCCGGCUGCAAGAACAUCUCCAUGCUCAAGGACCACACCACCAAAACGGCACCAGAACAAAAGGCUGUCAUCCUGCCGUAUGUGCACCUGCUCGAGGGCUCAAAAGAAAAAGAGGAUUUCAGACUGGCCCUGUGGAACAGACACGCCAAAAAACUGGCAAAGCUCCUAUGGCGACCAAUCGACCCAAACACCAUCUUCAACAGAUACUACCCAUCGCCGACGUCAGCACUCGAACUGCUCCUGCUGAACCCGACAGCAAGCUGGCCAGCAGCUGCCCUGCGACAUAUCCUGGAAGCCAAAGCCGCCCUGGACCGACCCGAGAACAAAGACGUGCUCCUCCUGGCCGUGAGACAGGGACAAGCCCACUACGUACAACUACUUCUAAGGCAGCAGGCAAACCCUCGUGGCUCCACGAACCGACUGACACCAUUGGACAUGGCAUGUCAACAUCACCCCGAGGACUUCUCGCACAACGCUCAGCAACCGGGUCUAAUCACCAUGUUGCUAACAGCCCAGGCCGACCCAGAGCCCAUGCUCCGUGACGCCAACAGCUGGGCCGCACACCCGACCCCAAGGGAUUACGUCGACCUGGCAAACCCUCGCACGCUAAACAGCACCGUAACCUUGGCCUGCGCAGCAGCCGCUCAUUCCAACCCGACGUUUAUGCAACAAAUUCUGGCAGCCGCAACCACUGAGCAAACCGCCACGAUCACCGGAGAUCUCCCCUGCAAAGCUGCACAAACGUCCGCCAUAGCCGCGAGUCUCUGCAGCGCAGCCUAUGCAGGCAAGACCAACCACGUGCGCUGGCUGCUAGGCAUGAAAGCAAACCCAGACGCCCACGUGUGCCACCGGAUCCUGCAAGGUAAGCACGACUUCAUGUCAAGUGGCCACGACCACCAGACAGCCGUCGCCCUCGCCGCCGCCAAGGGACACUACGCCACCGUGCAAACACUGCUCGAAGCCAAAGCCGAUGCAAACCUCAGCUUCAACGGAAACAACACCGUGGUCGCACAGCUGCUGAUGGCCCGAGCCGACCCGAACUUCUACGGCUUCCCCGCCGAGCCGCCUCUGGUCCUAGCGUGCCUGCAAAACAAGCCCGACACCGCAGAGCUGCUGCUGCAUGCCAAAGCCAACCUCGAGGAAAACCUGCUGCGGGCGAUGUUCCACUACGAGAUCGCCCAAGCCCUCAAGCACGAGUGCGCACAAGAUCUCCUCCUACGCCAAGCACAGCGCCGAAAGAGAAGCAGCUGGUCGCCGGGCCGGUUCGCAAGGCAAAUGCGACGAAAAGCAUCGGUCCAGUCCACAGAACCUCCUCACCAGACACAGCGAUCCAAGCAAAGCGCGGACUCUCACCGACCGGCACCGAAGCAUGGCCAACGAGACAAGACCAGGCGCCGUACUGAAACUUCCUACUGA